GCGUUUCAUUCAAACUUCUGCUUGUGCAAGCCACAAAUUAAAUGUGCAAGCACAAUUGGUCUCUCUCCGAUCAUCUGGUGCUAAAUUAAUGUACUCACAAAAGAGAUCUGAUGAAAUUAAAGAAAUUUUCGAAACUAAAUUACCAAAGGACUGGAAGGAAACAGCAUCUCGUGAAUUGAAGGAUCAAGCAGUUGAGAGUCUCAUCAGAACCACUCCCGAAGGAAUUAACAUUUUACCAAUUUAUGUCUCUCCAGCAACAAUUGAUGGAAAGGAACCAACCGGUGCAGGUAAUAAACCAUACACUCGUGGUCCUCAUGCAACCAUGUAUACUUCCAAGCCAUGGACCAUCAGACAAUAUGCUGGAUUUUCCACUGCUAAAGAAUCCAAUGAAUUUUACAAACAAAAUUUGGCUCAAGGACAAAUGGGUCUUUCUGUUGCAUUCGAUUUGGCUACCCACAGAGGUUAUGAUUCUGAUCAUGACAGAGUUGUUGGUGAUGUUGGUAUGGCAGGUGUCGCAAUUGACUCAGUUGAAGAUAUGAAGAUUUUAUUUGCAGGCAUUCCAUUGGAUAAAAUGUCAGUCAGUAUGACAAUGAACGGAGCUGUACUUCCAAUUAUGGCCAUGUAUAUUGUUGCUGCCCAAGAACAAGGUAUCACUGAUUUGAAUUUGCUUAGUGGUACAAUUCAAAAUGAUAUUUUGAAAGAAUUCAUGGUCAGAAACACUUACAUUUAUCCUCCAGAACCAAGUAUGAAAAUUAUUGGAGAUAUUAUGCAAUUUACUUCUCAAAAUAUGAAGAAGUUCAACUCUAUCAGUAUCAGUGGUUACCACAUGCAAGAAGCUGGUGCUGAUACUGCAUUAGAAUUGGCUUACACUUUAGCUGAUGGUCUUGAAUAUGUUAGAUGUGGUACCGAAUUGGGUGGAUGUAAGGUUGAUGAGGUUGCUCCUCGUUUUUCAUUCUUCUUCGGUAUUGGUAUGAAUUUCUAUCUUGAAAUUGCCAAGUUGAGAGCUGCUCGUAAAUUGUGGGCUGAACUAGUUGAAGAAAAGUUCAAGCCAAAGAGUUCUAAAUCACUCUUGUUGCGUACUCACUGUCAAACAAGUGGUUAUUCUUUGACUGAACAACAACCAUACAAUAACAUUAUUAGAACAACUAUUGAAGCAAUGGCAGCUGUCAUGGGUGGUACUCAAUCAUUGCACACCAAUUCAUUUGAUGAAGCUGUUGGUUUGCCAACCAAGUUUAGUGCUCAACUUGCUCGUAAUACUCAAUUAAUUAUUGCUAAUGAGACUGGCAUUACUAAUGUUGUUGAUCCAUGGGGAGGUAGUUACAUGAUGGAAGAAUUGACCAAUCAACUUUAUACUAAAGCUAAGGAACUCAUCAAGGAAGUUGAAGAAUGUGGAGGUAUGACUAAAGCUAUUGUUACUGGUUUACCAAAGAGAAGAAUCGAAGAAUGUGCAACAAAGAAACAAGCUAGAAUUGAUUCUAAACAAGAAAUUAUUGUUGGUGUUAACAAAUUUGCAACAAAGAAUGAAGAAGCAAACUAUGAAGUUCUCAAGAUUGAUAACACAAAGGUUAGAAAGGAACAAAUUGACAGACUUAACCAGAUUAAAUCUGAAAGAGAUUCCAAUCUUGUUUCAAACUUGUUGGCUCGUCUUGAAGAUGCUGCCAAGACUGGUAAGGAAAAUCUUUUGGCUGUUGCUGUUGAAUGUGCCAAGGCACGUGCAACUGUUGGUGAAAUUUCAUCUGCACUUGAAAAUGUUUGGGGCAGAUAUGAAGCUAAACCAGAAAUUGUUAGUGGUGCUUAUACUAGUACUUGGAAACAAGCUUCCCUUGAAAAAUUAGAUACUGAACGUGUUGAAAUGAAGGUUAAGGAAUUUGCUACCAAGAAUGGUAGAAAUCCAAGAAUUCUUGUUGCCAAGAUGGGUCAAGAUGGUCAUGAUAGAGGUGCUAAGGUUAUCAGUUCUGGUUUUGCUGAUUUAGGAUUUGAUGUUGAUGUUGGUCCAUUGUUCCAAACUCCAAAGGAAGUUGUACGUGAAGCUAUUGAUAACGAUGUUCACAUUAUUGGUGUUAGCUCUCAAGCCGCAGGACACAGAACCCUUGUUCCUGCUUUGGUUAGUGAAUUGGAACAAGCUGGAUUGAAAGGAUCUGAUAGACCAGUAAUUGUUGUUGGUGGCGUCAUUCCUCGUGAAGAUUAUCAAGAAUUGUACGAUGCAGGUGUUGAUUUGAUCUUUGGUCCUGGUACUAAAGUUACUGAUGCUGCUGAAUCAUGUGUUGAUUUGUUGAUGAAAAAAUCCAAUCAUUAGUUUGGGUGUCUUAAUAAACUCAAAAAA
Molecule: messenger RNA, 2323 nt
Organism: Naegleria gruberi
Lineage: Eukaryota; Heterolobosea; Eutetramitea; Acrasida; Naegleriidae
Product: methylmalonyl-CoA mutase
Exons: 1
Coding region: 89-2296 (735 amino acids)
Cellular component (GO): mitochondrion
Molecular function (GO): metal ion binding; cobalamin binding; methylmalonyl-CoA mutase activity
Source: RefSeq, a predicted model, not a curated record